GGAUGUAUGGACCGAGUCACAACUUUACUGGGUCAGUAUUGCGACGACAUAUCAACGACCUCUGGACCCUCGGACGCAUGAUUUCAUUUCUUUUCUAUUCUCGUACAUCUUGAAAUGUAGAUUGACUAACUUGCUUUACUUUUUAGUUACUGCAUACUGUUACCUCUCAAUCCGGCCUUGCUGGAAAGAAAUUCAUAAUGACCUCCAUCAAGACCGAAUCAGAGAACAUGACUUUGUCCCAAUCAUCUAUGCACAACCUGGACCACCUGUCUCAACCGAGACAUUCCCAAUUAGUCCCAGGAAACUCUUUGGCCUCAAGAACAGCCCAGGAUGAUGACCUUUCGAGCCAGGAUAAUUUCUCCUUGUGUUCCAGCACAGCCCAAACCUGUGAUAUUUCAAACGAAAUGAAGCCAUGGGGCUUGAAUGAUACAGAUACCCUGGAUAGUGGAUCCAUCGCAUCCACCAAACCUGAAUCCCCAGAGGUCCAGAUGCUCUCCUUUUCCCUAUCUCAACACGCCCUGCUCCACUCUGCCGUGGGUGCCAGCGAUAUAAUGUAUUCUGCUGGUUCUCAUUUCCAUGGACUCCCGGAUGUGGAACAAAAUGAACUGGAUUACUCCAAAGCCCAAGAAUUCAACCACUAUACAUCCCUCUUUGACUUUUCUGCCUUUGAAAAUGAUGUCCAGAAUGGCUCCCAAUCAUGCACACCCGAUGAUGGAUUAUCCAUCAGCCAUGGCUCUCCCACAGAUGAUAGUCAUCUAGCCACCAGUGAGGCAUGGAACUCCCUUGUCUCAGACAGCAGGAAUUAUCAAAGAUCAUCCGUGGACCAAUUUACCGGAAACGUUUUUCAACCCAUUCCCGUUUCUCCCCCCUUGACCGAAGCAAGUAAUGAUAUUUCUGUUACAUCGUCUUGCUCUCACUCUGGAUACCCCUCAUUCAUGUCCCAUGAGGAUGCCAUGCUAAAGGAUAUCACUGCCACGCCUGUUGGACCCCAUGGCAUCAACCUAGGAGACCCUAUCUUCCCCCUUACUCCUCCCCUCAACGAGCAAGAUCCGAACAGGACUAUCCGACCCUCUAAGAGUGCGCGCAGGCCAACACUACAAACUUCUCCAUUCCAAUCGCAGGUCAAGCAGGAUCCUGAAUUUUUCCCACCCCUCCCAGUGAAGGAGCCGCUCCGUCCAAGAUCCAAGGAAGGCGCCGAACUACGAAACCCACGCGACCAUCCUUACUAUUCCCUGCCUACUCACAACGAUGGAAAAUACUACUGCCCAUAUGCCACUGGAGACAAGCCUUGCAACCAUCCUCCUACUACUCAGAAGUGUGCCUAUCAUAAAUACUUGGAUUCCCAUCUCAAGCCCUACCGCUGCAAGGUCUCCUCCUGCAUGGAUGCUCAGCUCCAAUUCUCUUCCAAUGCCUGCCUUUUCCGUCACGAGCGUGAAGCCCAUGGACUCCACGGUCAUGGAGACAACCCCCACCUCUGCCUCUUUGACGGAUGUGACCGCUCCGUCCCAGGAUACGGCUUUCCCCGUAGAUGGAAUCUGUUUGACCACAUGAGGCGUGUUCAUGACUACGCCUCGUCUGAGCGACCCAGCUCCCCGGAUGCCUCCCCCACUACCAGCCAGGCCAAGAAGAAGGAAUCCUCAGGGCGCAAGCGCAGGGUUACCGGUGUCACGGGCGCUCAAACCAUGAAGCGCACCCGGUCUACACAGUCUCAGAACAGCACACUGAAGGCCGUCCAACAAAGCUUUACCCAGACUGGCUCAAAACUACAGGCCACUGAACGAAGCUACUUUAGUUGCCGCGCGCGCCUCCUCGAGCAACUUCGAGAUAUCACCCCUGGAGAUGCCGCUCAGCAUGAUACUGUCAACGCCAUUCUCCAGGAGAUGAUCACCUUUGGAAUCAUCUACCGCCAUGAACAAGCCACCCAGGCCGCUGCCCAUAUUGCCAAUGGUCUCCCUGCGUGAAUUUAGUUUUAUGUCGAACCAUGCUUUUAAACCGAAUUUUGUUCUCCAAAGGAUUGCCUGAAGGAUGCUCUACCUCGUCGCAGGAAUUGUCUUGUGAUAUCAGUGAGCUACGAGAAUAAUGACUCUCCCGGAUUGACUCCAGGGAUGAUGGAUGGACACCUGGUCCACACAUUCUCUCCAGCUGCUAUGGGAUUUCCAUGUUUACUUUCCAAGGGACUUAGAUUACAUUCAGGUCGGCUAGGAACUUGAUGUCAUGCAUUAUGUGUCAUCCGACACG
Molecule: messenger RNA, 2238 nt
Organism: Aspergillus ochraceoroseus IBT 24754
Lineage: Eukaryota; Fungi; Ascomycota; Eurotiomycetes; Eurotiales; Aspergillaceae
Product: putative C2H2 finger domain protein
Exons: 4
Coding region: 198-1961 (587 amino acids)
Source: RefSeq, a predicted model, not a curated record